Messenger RNA from Nezara viridula (southern green stink bug), 3660 nucleotides. The record is from the annotation of a GenBank genome assembly. NCBI's taxonomy places the organism in Eukaryota, Metazoa, Arthropoda, Insecta, Hemiptera, Pentatomidae.
AUGGAGUAUUCACCAAUGUUGGUUGUGAUGCUAUGGGCCCUGACUCCUAGUGAUGCUUCAUCUGUAGCUGCAAAAGUCCAGGAAAUGCCUCCCCCUGGGAUGACAGUGCAUCAAGAAUCGUACUUCACUUUCAACCAUGGAAAACCAUUCCUUGCUGAACAAGACCCACUGACAGGAGCAAUCCUCAAUCUCAAGACUACUCCCGUCAUUCAGGAUGAUUAUGUGUAUGAAGAAGAAGAAGAUACAGAUGGCAUAGAUAGGAAGGAUGGCCCAAAAAUAUUCACGAGAAAUGAUAUAGCCCAGCCUUCCAAAGAUGCGGAUCUACAUAAAUUUCUAAAUCUUCCAGUUCAUUACAGUUCUAGUGGGAAGUUCCCACUCAUUUCUAGUUCAUAUGCUAACACAAAAGUCCAAGGCCAUGGAGCCAGUGCCUAUAGUAACCAUAGAUUAAAUCCAACAACUUCUACUUCAACUGUUUCUCCUUCUUAUUAUUCAUUAAAGACAUCAACCAGUGCUAGGAGCACUGAAGGUACAACUUCAACUACCACCACAACUACUACUACCACCACGACAACCACCUCUCCAACUACUACCACAACAACAACCACCACUUCAAAGCCACCCACAAUCAGAACAACUACCAAACCACCAUCAUCAUACGAAUAUGAAUAUGAAUAUGAUUAUGACAAUGAUCACGAAAGAGAACCUACUGAGAAUAAGACUUCAAAUCACAAUAUCUUAGAUUUCUUUGAUAAAGAUUACGAAUUAUUAGGUGCAUCUGAAGAAGAUAAAAAUGCGUCUAAAGUUAGUAAUACCCAACCCACAGGAAAACCAAACAAUGAUGUGGUUAUGGUAGCUCCUAACACUAAUAUUUUUAUCCCAGCAGAUUACUUGAAACCUAAUUUAGAAGAAAAACGCAACCAAACUGAAUAUCAGCAAACUACAACAAUUAAACCUACUUCCUCAUCCACUACACCAUCCACCACUUUACCAACUGUAAAAUCCACUACUUUACCACCUGUGAAAUCUACUACUUUUUCAACUGUUAAAUUCCCUACCGAAUCAUUUACUGUCAGUUCAUCAACACAAAAAAACAAAGUAUUAUACAGUUAUACUGAAAGACCAAAACCAUCUACUAAUGAUAUAGAAAAGUUUGUUCCUACAACCGAAAGUUCAGAAGUUAAUGAUAAAGUUGAUCAUAGUAUAUUUGGUAUGAAAAUAACUAACAAAGAUAAACAAGAAGUAACCACCAAAAACGAAGAUGAUAGUCCUACCAUACAACCUAUAGACAAAAGACCAACAAUCUUUUUACCAACCAGACUGCCAGAAGAAAAUAACAAGAAUGAAACAAAACUUAUUACAGCAGGUGAAGAAGAUAUGCCCAUUCGAAAAAGACCAAACCCUCAACAGCCUGAUGAAUCGAAACCUUCUGAAGUUAUUGUUCCUCCUACUAGGCCUUCAGAUUUUCACUACACUUUUGUAAAACCAGGCACUCGGCCAGUUAACAUUAAUCCUCAACAAAAUGGGCACUUUAAUCCAUAUCAACGACCAUACACUCCUCCAACAAUGGUUCCAACAGAAAUAUUGCCUCCUCAAAGACCUUUGGAACACUAUCACAGACCUCAAGAAAGGCCUUACCCUGAAAUUGUGCAAUAUCGACCAUUAGACCAAAACCGACCACAAAGCAAUAAGCCAAUAGUCAAUGUAGGAAACAGAACACCUAUUUAUAGUAUACCAGAAAACGAACCAGUAUUUGAACAAACCAAUAAGAGACCACCACAGCCCUUCCUUCCAACACCAAUGCGGCCAUUGGAACCAAAGCCACAUGACAACUUUCCUCAGAAAUUGGAACCUAAACCAUUUGCAACAAUGGCGCCUACCGCAUCAUCUCGACCAGGAGAACCUUCCUCAAUAAAUAGACCCCAUGUUCCCCCACAGAGACAAGAAUUUCAAACAAGGCCAGUUGAUAGUGCUAUAAAAAAUAGAAACCCUGAAAAUGAGCAAAAACCAAGCAAGGUACCAAAUCAACCUUCAGAUAUUAUGUAUCCUCCUUAUUCACAGCUACGACCUCAGGAACCUGAACAAAAACCAUAUGUUCCUGAAUAUAGACCACAAAAUCCAAGACCAGAACAAACACGGCCUCCCAUAGUAAUUCCAGAUCUAGUACACAGUCUAGAAACCCAAAAUAGUGGAGAAAAUCAAAAUCAACCCACUAUUUCAUUCAGCAAUAAUAAACCAUUUCCAUCUCAAUUUAAUCAACCAUCCAAAGUAGAAAGUCAUUUCAUUAAAGUCUCUCCAGGUCAAGAAAAUCCCAGUUAUUCUCUACAAACAUCAUUUUCGAUUGGUGUUCCACCAGCUGAAGAGCCACAGCCAGGAAUAUCAAAUAACAACCCCACUAAGGUCGCAGUUGCACCAAGCAGCCAGGGUGUUGGACAAGUUCUUUUCCCAGAUGAGGAAGAAAAACGACCAUGGACCUUCCAAGAGGACAAAAGGCCCGCUUUGUACAGCCCAGAAGGUGAAAAGUAUCCAAGACCAUCAUGGGAAUCACAUCUAAAACCACCACUUGCCUUCAAUCAUUUGAGAAAAGAGCCUUUCCUACACAAAAGACCCAAACCAAGACCUGACUUACCCAAUAUUCUCCCUCAAUUCAGACCAAAUGCAAAAGUUGGGCAUGCUGAACCACAUAUAUAUUUCAAGACUCCUCUAGAUACCCUACAACCUCCACCAUUGCCAAGACCGCAGUUCUUGAGGGCUGAAUCAGAAGAAGAAAAACAACAAGUUCACAGGAGAAACGGGCAGUCGUCUAGAGUAGUACCUGCACCUGUACCUGUACCAGUGCCUGUACCAGUUUCAGUACCAGCAGCCCAUGUCCCAAAAAGAGGUGCUUUGAGGGCUGAAGAUGAAAAAACUGACCCAGUGUUUGUAGUAUAUCCUAGUAACAAUGCUCAAGAUGGUGUUGUCAUUGGAACAAGAGGUCCACAGCGUCCUCUACCACCAGAUAAUUUAGAAUUAGAAGAUUCUUUUCCUCUUGAUACAAAUAAAAAUUUUCAAGCAAGGGUUGAUACACCCAUUUUAAAAGGAAAAGUAACAUCAAAACCGAUCGUAAAGAAUGAUUUUCCAUAUCCAUUAGUCAAACCGACAGAGUUAGAAGAAAAAGUAAUUACAACAGUGACUAAAGAGUAUACUGCUUUUAGUCCAACAGUGUCACCAACUGAAAAAGAACAUGAUACAGAAAUAAAUGUCAUUCCAUAUUUGCAAGACUAUCAACCAUUCGCAACAAAAAAACCAUCACAAGAACCACCAACAUGGAACACUGGAAAUGAUACAAAACCAAUUUCAGUAACACUCAAAACUCAGAAAACUGAAGUAACAACCUCAAAAAUAGAUAAUCACAAAACAAAUGAUUCCCCAACUCCACAAGAUUUCCAGGCACCAUUCUAUGCAAGCUUAUCUGCACCAAACCAAGGUUGGAGUGUUUUAAGACCAAGGCCAAAUCCAGAAAAAGAAGAAGAAGAAACGACAACUGCCAAAAUAUUUGAGGAGCAGGAGAGCAAAUUUGAUAUACAGAACUUUAAACCACAACUCUUUGGAGGAUUCAAGCCUAUCAUUCCACCAAACAUGGAACCUAAAGAAACUAUUCAAGAAGAAAAAGAAAAUUUAUAG